Messenger RNA from Aspergillus clavatus NRRL 1, 1839 nucleotides. RefSeq lists its product as uncharacterized. Bases 1 to 1839 code for a protein of 612 amino acids. NCBI's taxonomy places the organism in Eukaryota, Fungi, Ascomycota, Eurotiomycetes, Eurotiales, Aspergillaceae. The record is from RefSeq and is a predicted model, not a curated record. The transcript is spliced from 2 exons. Gene Ontology annotation, molecular function: protein binding.
AUGGCAUCCGCAACAGUAAUCACAUCCCAGCCCAUUUCUCUAAACCAGCCUCACCUCGCGGCUGAUGGCUCGGAAGAAGAGGCUGCCAAAUGGGCCUCCAUCAUCAAAGAUAAUCUGACUCGACUGGAAAGCCCCGAAAACAUCGACAGGGUUAUCCUAUUGGCGCCUUCCGAUGCCAACAAUACCAGUCUCAUCCAGAAGACCGCAGCUCGCAUCUAUCCCGCUGGUGCUGGUAACGAUGCCCCGGAGGUCCGUUACCAGAAAGAUCUGGCCAAGCUACGAGAAGCCGUGCGACGAGCCGGGCAUACAAGCGCGGGCGCCAGUACGGCAGCAAAGAAAGAAGUAUCCCAAGAGCCGCAACCGCGUUGGUCCGAUCGGAUUCUGGCGCAAGGGCCGUGGGAUCAGACAGUCGCUCCCGACAUGCUCAAAGGGGCCCCCAGUCUGCCCAUGCCAGUUGAGAUCAGCGAUGCCGACUCGCUAAGCCCCUUUUUCGACCAUCUCCAGCUCGGCGGUAAUCAUGAAACUGCGACAGAUCCCACCAGCCAGGGUCAGAGAGCAUCCGAGCCCUACUACGAUCUCCCCACCCUUGAGUUCGACAAGGGUGUUCUAUACGAGGACGGCCGGAUGGACCUGUGCAAAAUGGCUCUGGGUCCACCCAAUAUCACCCGACUGAUGCAGAGUCUGCGGUCCAACACCUUUGUGCGCCAUUUCCUGCUCGGCAAUAACAUCAUCGGGCCUGUUGGGGCACGAUCGAUCGCACAGUUCGUGCGAGACUAUCCCGACCGCAUCGACACGUGGUACCUAGCCGGGAAUUGCAUCGACGGAGACUCAUUCUCGCCCUUGGCCGAUGCAUUGGUCAACUCGCCAGCCGUCACGAAUCUCUGGCUCAAGCGGAAUCCGCUGGGACCGCAGUCGGUCGAUGCGCUCUUCCGUCUGAUUACACAAACGCCCAAUCUGCGAACCCUCGAUCUUGACCAGACCGAGCUCGGAGACGCGGCAAUUGCAGAGCUAUUCACCAGGCUGGCCGAAAAUGUUUCUACAGCUCCAUCUCCUCUGCGGAUUCUGUAUAUGUCUGCGACUGGGGUAUCGACGGCAGCCUGCGAGGCCAUCGCUCGCUACCUAGCAUCGCCGAAGUGUCAGCUCUCUUCCCUGUACUUGUCCAACAAUCCGAUCGGUGACCUUGGUGCCAAGGCCUUGACACAUGGACUGCAAAAGAACAAGACUUUGCAUCGUCUGUCGCUGCAAUCGAUUGGGCUCACAGAUGAGGGUGCAGCGCCACUGAUCACCUCGUUGCAUGCGCACCCUGCUCUCGAGACCCUGGAUCUCGGCCAGAGCUAUGCCACACAGGACUUGAAUGCCAGGUUCAAUUACCUCUCUGGUGAAUCCACGAUCAACGCCUUGUCUACCUUGGUAACUGCCUCAUCAUCUCUCUCCUACCUCGCCCUUGGUCCACAACCCUUCUGCACCACCACCGCUCUACCUUUCUUGACAGCCGCGCUGGAAUCGAAAUCGAUCAUGUAUCUCUUCCUGAAACCGCUCAUUCCUUCGCGCGCAACUCCACGCGACAAUGCAAAGUACGCCAGUCUCUCCAAGACUCUGCACACACACUGCCUGGCCAAUAUCCGCACGCAUUACAACAAUCCUUCCCUGACAUACAAGGAGUGGGAGGAUGAGCUGAAACGCUGGUGCGUGAGUGACGAGGAGAGCGUGCGCAAGAUUGACAGCGUGUAUCGCAAUCGCGCGGCGCAGAAAGCCCGGCGCGGCGAGGAGAUUCUGCGCAAAUGGUGGGGGGAGGAGGAGAAAUCAGUGAUGGAGGAAGUGAUGCAGGCUGGGCAGUAA